Mauremys mutica (yellowpond turtle) is the source of this 2482-nucleotide messenger RNA. Its product is annotated as serine/threonine-protein phosphatase 1 regulatory subunit 10-like. NCBI's taxonomy places the organism in Eukaryota, Metazoa, Chordata, Testudines, Geoemydidae. Bases 133 to 1977 code for a protein of 614 amino acids. The transcript is spliced from 12 exons. Gene Ontology annotation, molecular function: metal ion binding. The record is from RefSeq and is a predicted model, not a curated record.
AGUUGCAGGAGUUUCCUUUCCAGGCUUCCUUCCCUGUGAGUGUGUUUUGGGUGAGAAGUGGAGGCAGAAUCCAAUUGCUCAGUCUUUGUGUUGGGUUUUCCCUCUGUGCUAGUCCUCUUUCUCCCCAGCACAAUGACUCCUGUCUGGAUUGUCUCUCUCCCAGCACAUCAUGAGAGAAUGAGUGAGAAUGAAGAGGAGAAUCAUGAUGCAGAAGUUCCUGGGUUGGAAUUGGAGACUCCCUCACUGGUUCCUCUAAAGAAGAACCCCAACGUUGUAGUGGUGUCUGAAAAAUACAACCUGAUGCCGAUGAAGAGACAGAGCACGUCCGCCCCCUCUGGAGACAACCCACCAGUAGAGAAGAAAUGCAAGCCUCUGAACACCACCCCCAACAGCACCAAGGAAAUCAAAGUUAAGAUCAUCCCCGCGCAACCAAUGGAGGGCUUGGGCUUCCUGGAUGCCCUUAACUCUGUCCCCAUCCCGGGGAUCAAGAUCAAAAAGAAAAAGAAAGUCUUGUCUCCUACUGCAGUCAAGGCGAGCCCGUUUGAAGGGAAGCCAGUCCCAGAAGCGAGCGCUGUUAAACCAUCCUCUCCAGAACCUGGUACUGCAUCCAAGCCCGUGGAGGUGGAUCGGCCCGGCACUCCUGUGCCGGCAGUAGAGGUCCCAGAGCUGAUGGAGACCGCCUCGUCUGAGCAGAACUUGGAUGCCAAGCCCUCCGAGAGCGCCGCUGACUCCGUGUGGCUUACCAAGAAGGGCAAGAAGAAGAAGACAGUGACUUGGCCUGAGGAGAGCAAGCUGCGGGAGUACUUCUACUUCGAGCUGGAUGAGACUGAGUUAGUCAACGUGAACAAGAUCAAGGACUUUGGCGAGGCAGCCAAGCGGGAGAUGCUGAAGGACCAGCACGCCUUCAAGACGGCGCGCCGGCUCAGCCACAAUGCCAUGGGGAAGAAGGUGCCCUGGGUUUACCCCAAGCUCAUCGAUCUGCCUAGCCCCUUGGUGCAGCCGGGCAGCGGCAGCCGCGAGAAGUUCACCCAGGCCGAGAGGGAGAAGGGCAUCCUGCAGGAGAUCUUCCUCUCCAAGGAGAGCGUUCCAUACAGUCUCCACGAACCCGACCCGGAGUCGUACGAACCCCUGCCGCCCAAACUCAUCCCGCUCGACGAGGAAUGCACCAUGGACGAGGCCGCCUACCAGGAAGGACUCGACUCAGCCGCCGCCUCGCAGUCUCUUGGCGGAUCCUGGGCCUCCAAGCUGCCUCCAGUGCUGGCCAACCUGAUGCCGGGCCCUGUGUUCCCCAAGAGCCCUCUGGACCCCAACCCCAGCUCCUCCAUGAACGUGCAGGAGAUCCGCCCCUCCAUCACGGGCGGGCCCAACAGCCACAAGACGGAGGAGCUAAUGAAACAGCCGGAUUACUCGGACAACAUCAAACACUUGCUUGGCAACCUCCAGACACAGCCCCCGGGGCCCUCAGGAGUGCCCCAUGGGCUGCUGGGCCAAGGGCCUCUUGCCAAUGGAUUCCCACCUGGACCAAAGAACGUGCAGCAUUUCCCUCCCGGGGGACCAGGACCCAUGCCUGACAUGUCGCACCGCCCCGUGUGUCGCCACUUCAAGUUGAAAGGCAGCUGCAGGUAUGAGAACAACUGUGCCUUCUACCAUCCCGGAGUGAAUGGGCCGCCCCAUUGCAGCACCCAGGGUCCUCCCCCCAGUCUGCCGACGCCCUGUGAAACCGCCCAACACAGCCGCCCCCACUUCAUGGACUCUGGGGUGCCCGCUGUCAGACUUGGGCUGCAUCCACCACUUAUGGCUUCUGUGAGGCCUUGUAAUGCCCGGAAGAGGAAGAGGAAGAAGAAGAAGCAACCCCCCCUGAUGGCUGCUGCUACUGAGGAACCACUGCGGGGGGAAUUCCCCCCACAACUCAACUCCCUCCUGUAUUUUAACAUGAUGGUGGCGCUGAUGAGACAUGACUUUGCACCCCCCAAGUGACUUUUUGUAAGCACUAGAGCUGCCACCUGUGGGUUGUUACCACUGUGUACAUCUCUGUGGAGCUAGCAAAGGUGUAAAAGGGGGUGUUGCAUGGCUGCCCUACCCGGCUCCGGGCUGUGAUCUGUCCACAGGUUCGCCUGCUGCAGACCUAAUCUGAAGACAUUUUGCCUGGGGAGACUUGACCCUGAGGAGCAGCUGGCCACACUGCUUGGCUCCCCCCAGGGGUGAAAGUAACUUAAAGGACUUGCCGGUACACCAGAGUCCUGCGGAGGGGGAGGGGCCUCAACCAGAAGAGGCGUGGCCUCUAUCAGAAGAGGUGGGGCCUUUAAAUCCCAGGGCUUUUAAAUCAGGAUUUAAAGGGCUUAGUGAUUCAGCUAAAGCUAGGAGCUGGGCCCUUUAAAUCACCCUCGGAGCUACCAGCUGCAGAGGCAGCUGGGAACCCUGGGGUUUGGGCAGGGGUGAAAGUAAUUUACAUUUCUGACCCAUAUGGUCCAAUCACAAGCAA